CUCCUCUCCUCUUUCUUUCUCUCCGGUACAGAAGGGAACCGCGCUAGGAUUUAUAUCAAGGCCGCCUUCUAUUAACAGACACUAUGUCAUCUGGAUGAGGCUUGUCACUUCACCUGCAUCUCCUGACUCGUCCCAUAUUCCGGGGGUGGCACCCCCAUUGUAUCCUCACCGGGACGUUUUGGCAGCCUCUUGGUCCGAGUCGGGAUGAGAUGGAGGGCAGCCGGACCCCGUGAUGCCUCCAAGUCAGACAGCUAAGACAACUUACCCACCUACUGGACCCGCGCCGGUCGCGACGACUCACGACGCUCAUCGGGACCUGCUUAAGGAUCGGCAAGAAAAAGGUGGUCAUGCACUUGAAAUGUCUGGUUUUCCCUCAAAAGAAGACAUCACGAACUCAUGUAAACUGGGCUCUCCAUGGCUCCUAGACUGCCCGGCCAGGAACCCGAGGCCAGUAAGGCCCCAGAAUGCCCUUGGAUCAGAUAUGGGAUUCUGUCUCAUUCGCAUCGGCUUGUUUAGAAACCAGUUUUCUCAACCCCUCGCAGAACACCUUACCCAUGGCGGCCACGGCCUAUGGCCGGCUCGACUGCUAGUUGGACGACAUGGCUCUAGAGGCCUACGCAACCGCCGCCAGCAAAAACAUGCUUAAUAGGUGAAGCCCUGUCGAUGCCCAAGAUGUCGGCUUGUUGGCGUCAGGCAUGGAAGGGAGAGAGCCCUUAUCCGCGAAUUUGAGAUAUCCAGCCAGGUUGAUGCAAGACCUAUGUGUGCCGGAGGCUUGUCAACUUGCAAGAUCUGGAACGCGUGCAAACAUCUUCACCGCCUCGAACCUUUGCCUUAUCGCCUUCUACCUUGACUAUGACUCGCUUAAUAGAAAGACAAAGAGCCUGACCGCCGUCUUGUCGCAUACAUUGAUAUCUUGGGUAUAUCCCGUUUGGGGUAGCACACACACACACUCACUCACUGUCUGGCAAGCACCUCAGACAAUCAAGAGGCCGCCGCUGUGAUGUCGAGCACUCUCGAGCCUUGUCCCCUGUGGCGUAUACAUACUGUGUGUAACGUGGGCUCUUGAUCCUAGAUACUUGCGGGAUUGUUCAAUACUUAAAGAGCAUCGUGAUUUGAUGGGCGGUGCCGGCGGCAGUGACAAAUAUCUCAAACAUUGUCUCUGAACAUUUUACUCCCCUUCAGACCAUCAUCACCACCAUUGCGGCAUAACAGGACGGAAAUCUGGUGGGAAACCCACCUCUGGCCAAGAUGUGAUCGUCGGCUCCGCAGCGAGUGCCGGCGGCAAUCCUACCCCAACUGGCCUUUACCUGCUCGAUGCGGUCUUGACUUUCCUCCUCCUGCACGGCUACCAUCAGCAAGUCUCAGAGUUGCAGCCGCACUGUAUCAACGACAUAGAUGAUGGUGAACCUGUCAGAAUCGCAGUCCUCGCAGACAGACGUAGAGGUUGCAAAGUGCCUCUGGGAGGUCGGGUCGAGUGUGGAGUGGGAGAAGGCUUCCAAUCAUGUGCUUCCGAUUAAGGAUAAGAAUGACCUUAUGGACCCACCCAGAGACUCUGAGGAAAUAGAACUGGACUCGAAAGGUGCUGGACCAGAAUUCGAUAAUGCUGGUGGCUGUGUUGGUUGGCUGAACUUCUGAAGCCCGGAUUUCGGGGGAUCAUGGGUACGUACUCGCAGCCGACGGGUGGUCUGUGUGUCCGGGGAAGGAUGCAGCCAUUGAUUGGCCGAGUUCAACCGCACCUGGUGCACCUGCGCUGCUUCGCUCUGAGACAUUCUCAAGCUCACCCUGCCUUGUCUCCAUCCUCUCUGCCUCU
This is a messenger RNA of Colletotrichum godetiae, 1810 nucleotides long. RefSeq lists its product as uncharacterized. NCBI's taxonomy places the organism in Eukaryota, Fungi, Ascomycota, Sordariomycetes, Glomerellales, Glomerellaceae. The coding region runs from base 233 to 646 and encodes 137 amino acids. The record is from RefSeq and is a predicted model, not a curated record. The transcript has a single exon.